Messenger RNA from Pan troglodytes (chimpanzee), 1326 nucleotides. RefSeq names its product chromosome 2A C2orf73 homolog (gene CIMIP6). Lineage: Eukaryota; Metazoa; Chordata; Mammalia; Primates; Hominidae. The coding region runs from base 275 to 1156 and encodes 293 amino acids. The transcript has 7 exons. The record is from RefSeq and is a predicted model, not a curated record.
AGCCAUGACGUAGGUGAAACAAGAAAAGGGUUUCUAAGAUUUCUUUUCCUGAAUCUUACAACUCAUUAUUAAAGUGUAGAGGUUGGCAGAGAAAGCAAGAAAAAGAGAAGCUCAAAUCAGCUAAAUAGUUUGCUCCCAGACUUACUAUAAGAGGAUAAAAAAUAUGGGGAAAUGCAUGAGUUACUAUGACAGAUGCCAAAGACUUUUGGCUCUGGUAGUGGAAAUUGGGAGGCAAUGGUGAAAUGAAGUAAGAAAUUCCAGGGCCAGAAGGUGGAUGCAAGUCAGCAACGGCUUUUCCCAGGAGCUUGCUCUUUUUGGACAGCAUAAAAUAGAGGAUGCUGCUAUAACAUAUGUAACUGAAAAUGAAGAAAUUAAACACGAAGAAAAACCUGGAAAAAGCAUACAUCAUUCAAAACCACAUGUUGGAAGAGGACGUAUAUAUUAUGCUAAAUUCAUUAACACAAAUGCAAGAACAUACAAUGAACCAGUUCCCUACAUAGAUCCCAAAAAAGGGCCAGAAAUACAGGGUGACUGGUGGUCACAUGGUAAAGCACUGGAACCUGUCUUCCUACCACCUUAUGACUCUAAGAGCACCCAGAGGAGUGACUUCCAAAAACCAUCGUGUCCACUGGUUUUGCCAGUCAAACACAGCAAGACGCAAAAGCCUUCUUGUGGAAUAGUACCACUUGCCUCUCCUGGUACAUCAGCAGAACUUCAAAACAAUUUUAUAGAAUACAUCUCUUUUAUACAUCAAUAUGAUGCCAGAAAAACUCCGAAUGAGCCUCUCCAGGGAAAGAGACACGGAGCUUUUGUACAGAGAGAGAUAAAACCAGGGAGUAGGCCAACAGUUCCUAAAGGAGCAGAGGUAUUACUGAACACUCGAGGGUCACGUUCAUCAGAACAGUCCAAAAAAACAGAGAAAGGAAACUCAGCGGAAAGCAGAAUGAUCUCACCAGGUCUCUGCCAACAAAAUUCUCAGGAGCUGUUAGAGCCUAAAACUCACUUAUCAGAAACAGACGUCAGACAGGCAGCCAAGGCAUGCCCCAGCACUCCUGAGAGCAGAGAAAAGACCUCAGGCGCCACUCAAACAACUGUAGGAGAUGCUCUUUUCACUAGGCACAAGCCUUUAAAUCCACCAAUUAAAAAAUCAGAAUAAAUUACCUUCUUCAGAUAAAAAUCUAAUCCCUGGAAUAUAGGGAAAUUUCACAAUCAUCAUCUUGGCCCUCACAUUUACUUUUCUGUUAUCAGUAACUUCAGAACAUACAAUUUAUGUAAAUGGAAAAAGAGAAAAAAGACAAUUAAAAUACAACCAAAUGUUAUUAAUAA